GCCGCCGCUCCAGGCCCCCGUCACGGGUCCGGCGCCGGCACAGGGGCAGCCGACGACCCUGCGCGUCAUGUUCAGCCUGUUUCAGCUGCGCGAGCUGGAGAACUUCUUCCAGCGCACCCAGUAUCCCAACGCGUUCAUGCGCCAGGAGCUUGCAAGAUUAAUCGAUGUGCCUGAAGCCAGAGUGCAGGUUUGGUUUAAGAACAGGAGGGCCAAGUGGAGGAGACAUCAGAGGGCACUGAGGUUCAGAAACGUGCCCCCCGUGGCCAUGGUCCGCCCCAUCAUCUUUAACUUGGGUGGACCCUACCGUGCCGUCCUCAAUCAGGAGCGGCCGGAUUGCCUGUGCGUUCUCCCCCAGCCACUGCUGCUGGGACCACCUCCGCGGCCCAUGCCGCUCUUCCCUGUUGCCUUCUUGCCUCCUCUGCCCUGGCUGCCUCCACCUUUCCCUCCCUUCGGCUGCCCUCCUGUGGGCGCUCCCGGGUUCCUACCGUCCGUGGUUCGCUGGUAAGCCCUUUUCCCACAGAAUGGCCUCCGUGACGGUUUUUUCCCACGGUGCUUUUGAGCCCAGCCCCAUUCUGUGUAGCUCGCCGCCAAGAGCAGUUCACUAAAUGCCCGCUAAAUGUAUGCAGGAGAAGUGCAAAUUCACGGACCCUCAUUUUUGGGCACUUGUUGUCUUUUCAAUAAAGUUAUCAAUUCA
Zalophus californianus (California sea lion) is the source of this 694-nucleotide messenger RNA. Its product is annotated as homeobox protein ESX1-like. Gene Ontology annotation, molecular function: DNA-binding transcription factor activity, RNA polymerase II-specific; RNA polymerase II transcription regulatory region sequence-specific DNA binding. The transcript has 3 exons. Gene Ontology annotation, biological process: regulation of transcription by RNA polymerase II. The record is from RefSeq and is a predicted model, not a curated record. Bases 68 to 505 code for a protein of 145 amino acids. Lineage: Eukaryota; Metazoa; Chordata; Mammalia; Carnivora; Otariidae.